This is a messenger RNA of Marasmius oreades (fairy-ring Marasmius), 4512 nucleotides long. RefSeq lists its product as uncharacterized. The record is from RefSeq and is a predicted model, not a curated record. Gene Ontology annotation, molecular function: GTP binding. The coding region runs from base 1 to 4512 and encodes 1503 amino acids. Lineage: Eukaryota; Fungi; Basidiomycota; Agaricomycetes; Agaricales; Marasmiaceae. The transcript is spliced from 9 exons.
AUGAAGGCACCUCUUCGAGACCGCAUGGCUUCAAACUCCCCAGGCCCGAUGAAGAGCUCAAUUCUCCAAGCCUCUGAUAUGGACUGGAACUCUCCUCCUAGCUCCUCGACAACCUCAGAUCCAACCUCGCCUCUACGACUGACGAAGCGAGACCCACAACAGCCAACGCAAGCAGACCUCGCUCGCCGUUCUUCAUCUAGUUAUAGAGCAAUGAGGACCAACAAUCUCGUCAGCAAAUCUCCCUUUAAAUCUCAAAUCCCAAUACCUUCGACUCCUUCGCGACAACCCGUAGUCCCCGUACUUUUCCCUACUCGCAGAGUUUCCGGCGAAAAGCGACCUCGCCCGCCCUCGAUGCAUUCCCAGGCAGAAGAGGAGAAUGAAAGGCCCUUUGCACUCAAACGAGAAAGAAAACAGUCGAAGACCUUUCAAGGAUUGAUUGAGAAAGAGCCAGUAACCAAGAGCCCUUUUCGCCGGUUGCCUUUCAAGCCGGAUGACAAUGUGCCUCUUCCACCAGCAUCACCACCCACUGCACCACAUCCUCAGGAACAUGAGCUCACGCAACCCAAUCCACCGUUUACUUCUCAAAUUCCAAUACUUGGGUCAGGAUCGCCGCUUCGUCCAUCCCUAGUUUCCAAGCGAAUGCAUGGCCCCCGGCUCAGUGGGGAGCGACGUCGCACCAGGCGCAAAACUGUCACAUGGGACCCUCAUAUGGAUGUCGUGGAGAUCGAUCGCCUUGAAUACAGUGAUGAGAAUGCUCUCGAUACUGACGAAGAGGAUGAGUAUGGCGACGACGAUAUGGAGGACCCCUUCUUCCAAGGUCAGCAUUACCAGCAGGGAGAAGCUACUGACAGCGUUCCAAACCUGGACACAAGUCCGAAUCCAAAUGAUUCAUACGAAAGCGUUGAUUUGUCUGAUUCUGGGAACAACGAAUCGAAUCCAGAUUUGCGCUUGGACGGCGACACUAGCAUUACUGGACUGGUGGAAGACUUAUUCGCUGGGCAUAGCGCCAACCUAACGAGUACGCCCCCUCGAGAUCAUCAUGAUCUCCCUGUAGACCUCGAGACGGAGGAUGGCGUCCCACUAGGCCGUUCGCACCAUCGCGAACGCACGCUAAAAUACCACCAGCAACUGCAUAACGAUUCGCCCGCGAAACAAAGUCCUAUUCCCUUCAAUCAUCCCAUCUCCAUCCCUUACGAUGGUUCAGGAGCUGCCUCACCUGUUCCCCCCUCCACCUCAACGCCACCUCGUCGUUCACCUAUAUCUUCCCCGCCACUCGGCAGAUCAACGCAUACUGAGCGAAUCCAAGCUGUAAGGAUGGAUGAACACACUAUUGACAAGGACGUGGAGAUGUUGCCGGACUCUCCAUCUCCCAUCAAACCGAGGCAGCAACUGACUUAUGAAUCAAGCGGAGGUCUGGAAGGGAUGAUUCCCAAGUUUGACUUGGGUGCUGCCGGAGUUCAAAGCACACCAGAUCGUACACACGUUUCCAUGAACGCCGACUUCGGAGACGAUCCGUUUGCUAUGCCAAAUAUCAAGGAUGAACGACUUCCAGAGGAAGGUAAUAGUAGCUACGUAUCUGCCUCCUCCGCCAACGAAAACGACCGCUCGGAGAUGAACUUAAGUAUGAUGGAGAAAGACCUUGGGCAGCCGAACGAGCGACUCUUGAAUACAUCGAUGGAAGAUGCUAGGUCUCCGAUGUCUCAUCCCGAUAUCUCCCUCUCUCAAUCACCCUCACUUCCAUCGUCUCGUUCAAGUAAAGACCAUUUCACUCCCCUUUCUCCAACGAGGCAUCUUGCCAGGCGCUCUCCACUUCCACCAAUUCCUGCGGGAGUGACACCUCAUUUCGGAUCACCGCCCUCUGGGAUAGUGUCACGGUCAACGCCAUCACCUAGAUUACGGCCAAAAAUCAGUAGAGAAGACGUCAGGAUGCGUCUAAUGGGUGCAAGGAGGUUUGGAAGUGGAAGUCCUGUGCCUCCACCUUCAUCACAAAACGAAGGAGAGAGGAGGACGGAGAGCCCACGUCAUUCAAUGAUUGACCGUGGCCAGGAGAAAGAUAUUGGCGAUAUCUUGGAUGAGGCACCGCCACCAUCAGAGAGGAUUAAGUCUCCAGAUGUGUCGAUGGUGACCGAGAACAGCGUUGAGGAAGCGACUAUCGAGACCGCGACGACCGCGAUCGUUGUUGGUGUAGCUCAGCACCAUCACCAUGCCCAAAUAGAUGAGGCAGAGGAGGAUCUUGAUGAGGUUGAUAGCGAUAUGCAGGAACAGCACGAUGAAUCAGAGGAAGAGGAAGAUCAUGAAGAGGAGUUUGGAGUCAGAAAAGCUCCCCCGAUGCUUGGAACCUUGGGACUCGGCGGGACGUCAUCCAAGUUUGACCUCGACUUUGGCAGUAAGUUCGGGCUCGGGAAGUUGAAUAUCGACUUGGGUGAUGCCGAUCUAGGAUCCUAUAAACCUGCGCGGACACCAUCUAGUCGGCGAGGUGGUAUCAACGGUAAGGAGAGUGUCGCUUCUCGUGCAUCUGGGGACUCGCUACACUCAAAGUCGAACUCCAUUACUAGUAGUAAUGUGGUCAGGAUGGGUGCAUCAGAGGAGGAUGUGAGUAUGGACAUGAGGAGUGCGCUGGAUAGGCUUAUGGACGAUGUUGGAGGAAAUGUCGAUCCACAGCAACAUCGCGAUCACUCGACGACUACUACAGAGGCAGAAGAUGCUGAAGGGCGUGACGACGAAGACGACGACGACGAUCAACCAUUGGGUCUCCGGGUUGGACAAAGUCACCAGGCGAAGGUCAUGAUGGAAUCUACAUUGCCAGACGCUCCAUUGAGUCGCACGGCCAGUGGAUCUUCCUUUGCGCCACCACCACCGCCAAACAAAGAUAAUAUCCGUUCUAGGGAGGCCAUGAUACUCCAGAAGAGACGGGAGAUGAGGAGAAUGGAGGACGAAGAAGAAGAUAUGCUAUUCAAUAGCGGGCACAUACACAUUCCUCCCAGAAAGAGUCGUGAUAUUGGCUUGGGCCGACCGAGUAGAAGGAGGAGUAUGAGCACCGGGGAUGUCCAAGAUCCAGUCAAAAGGGACAAAGCCAAAUUGGAAGUCGAUCCUGUCUCUGAGGAUCCGUUGGAGGAAAGCAUUGAAAAGGAACUGCAAAAAAUUGACGAUGAGCCCAAGAAGAAAUACCACAUUCGGGAGAGAGAAGCUAUUUACGCUUCGUCCGAUAUUUCUCAUAUGGCUGGCCCGGGAGACGUCAACGUUGGCAAGGCGUGGAGAGCCAUCCGACGACCCUCAGACAUGAACGAGUACUCCAAGCAGAUCAAGGAGUACCGCGCCAAUCAGAAUCCAGGUAAAGCCUAUGGCAAGGUAUUCGUCAAAGUGGUGGGCGUAAAGAAUCUCCAAGUACCAAUUCCUGAAGAACGAACUACGAUGUCCUGCACAUUGAACAACGGUAUUCAUUUCGUCACGACACCUGAAUGUCGGCUGGCGAAAGAGUGUGGGAUUGGUCAGGAGUUUGAACUGAUUGAACAUAGCAAACUUGAGUUCACACUCACCUUGAAGAUACGCCGAGAUCCGCAUAUAAUAACCCAGUUCAAAGCUUUGGCCCCUCCGCCACCACAACCACCACCCAUGGUACAGCAAACGUCAUCUUCGUCGAGCAAGCAUAGUGCCCGAGGUGGUGGGAUGUUCGGCCUCUUUUCGUCUUCCCCCAAAAAAUCGAAAGACAAGGAAAAGGAGCGAGUCUUGGCUGCCGCACAAUCCCAACCGCUGCCUCCCCCAGUCCAACACCGUUUACCAGAAAAUCUAGCUCGAUACAUGAAGUCAGAUGGAACCUUUGCCCGCGCAUUCAUAUCGUUCAAGGACAUCGCCAGCCGGUGUGACGCGAAACUAUUUGAGACAUCAAUUCCCCUUAUAGGACAGCGUCUGGAGCUUGGAGGCAAGGCGUCGAUGUUGCAAGUUGGAGAAAUGGUCCUUCAAAUGUUCAGACUCCCGCCUUUGGCUGGAAUUGCACCAGACCAAUUACCGCAAAGCUUGGAAGAGUGUCAUAGAGGCUUAAGACACGUCAAUUGGCAUAAAGUAACUUAUUUUGAAGGGACGCUGACGCAGAGCGGGGGUGAUUGCACUACCUGGCGUCGUAGAAGGCUGAGAGUUGUAGGAGGCAACCUCAUAGCUUUCAAUGACGUUACGAAGCGGGUGACCUCCACUAUCAACUUGAAAAAUGCCAUCGCAGUAGAAGAUGAUCAGGAGGGGACAAACAUGAUGAGCCCUGCUUCCGGUACGAGGAGUAAUCGGGAGUACGGUGGUUUAUACGGUGUGGAGCGUUCUUUCCACUUACUUUUCCCUGGGGGUGAAGAAAUUUGCUUCUUCGCUGACACAGACGAGGAGAAGGCACGGUGGUUGGAGAUACUUCGUGCGUUGGUUGGGCACAUACCUCCCCAUCCUCUAUGGGCCGAGCUGCUUUGGCAACGACAGACCGAUCUUAAUAGCCGUGCCAAUAUUAAUGCAACACAAGCUACUGCUGGUCGGUAA